AUGGCCACAAUCAGAGACAAUCCUUUUGAGCUACCAAAGCUGCGCGUUUCGUUCGGCUUCGAGAACGACACGCGCUUCCUUGGGUUUGACGACAACGUCGCAGGCACGUACCUAUCUCAUCAGCUGCCCUCGCGCGCGCAUUGGACUAUCCCUGAUCUUCCCACGGAGCCCAUCGUCACGCCGCUUCAGGUCCACUACCCUCACUUCUCAACGUCCGCCGUCCACAGUGGCAUCGUCGACUGCGUCGCGUUCUAUGGAGACCAAAUCCUAUCCAGGGCAUGCCAUGACAAUGUCAUCGUACUCUGGAGAAUCGAAGGCUUCUCCUCCGACGGUCCUCCUCCGGCUCCCAGUACGGCCCCAACGCUGCAAAACGUUGUGCCGACUAGCAACGAAGAUCCUGGGAGACUGACGCGCUCGGCGUUUGUUCCGGCGACGUCUCCCAUCUGUCCUGCGCAGUACACUCGACUGCUCGAGUUCCACACGCCGAGUUGCGGCCCUCAGUUCUUUAUGAGAUUCAAGCUCCAUCACGUACCCGGACAGAAUCCUGUCCUCGCAUUUUGCAACGCCGCAGGCAACAUCUUCUUCUGGGACCUGAAGCGUCUGACGGUGUACCGCGACAUCAUAGGGACACUGCGCGACGCACGUCGCGACAAGUCCAAGGUAGUCCAGCUGCCAAAUUGGCUGAAACCGGUAGUGCCAAGGCAGCGGAGCGACGCUGUUGGUAGAUUCCGCAACGCUGGAAGUGACCGGGACUCGACUGCGUCGGGCCAGACUGGGCACGUGGAGGGCACAGAUUUCAGCCCAGAAACGUUGGAAUCGUGGGCAUCCCGUUACAGUCUUGAGGAUCCGCAGGAGCCUCUGAGGGCUCACAAGACCGAGUCGUCGUCGGCUAAUUUUGUCGGACGGCAGGCGGCGUGGAGCCCUGGCGGCGAGUGUGUAUAG
Purpureocillium lilacinum is the source of this 942-nucleotide messenger RNA. The record is from RefSeq and is a predicted model, not a curated record. Lineage: Eukaryota; Fungi; Ascomycota; Sordariomycetes; Hypocreales; Ophiocordycipitaceae.